AAGAAGUGAUAGAGAUAGAGAUAGACGUGAAUCAUUAAGUGACAGGCGUGAUGGGCGUGAUGACCGUCGUGAUUCAUAUAAUAGUUCACGUUAUGAUAGUAGACGUGAAUCAAUUAGUGAUAGGAAAGAUAGACGUAUUUCAAUGGAUGAAAAAAAAGAUGAAAUACGUAAUCAAGGUUUACAUAAUGAACGAUAUGAAAUGAAAGCUCGAACUAGAACACCUUCACCUAAUAGAACAUUAGAUGAUGAAAAUGGUAAAAAUUUGUAUCAUAGUCCACAACGUGAAUUUGAUGUUGAAAUGCAAGAUAUAAGAAGUAGUCAAGUAGAAUCAAUAGGACAAGCUUAUGACGAUACUGAAAGACAAUCAAGACAAUCACGAUCAGAAUCACCAAAACCCAUAAUAGAUACAGUAGAUACAGAAGAAUUCCAGGUACCCGAAGAUGAAGAUGAUAAUGUAAUUGAUGUUUCAACUAAUGAUGACUUAAUGGAAGAUGAUGACAUUUAUCAAAUAAAGGAUGAUAUGCCUACUACACCACCUUCACCUGAUAAAGAUCAUUCAUCGUCUUCGGGAAAACGUCGUCAUUCCUCAUCUCAUAAACAUCGAAGUAAUAAGUAUCAUAGAUCAUCACAUCAUCGACGAGAAUCUUUGGAUAAAGAAGACCACGAAAGAAGAAGUUCCAUGUCCAAAUCUCGUCAUAAUACUUAUUCAAAAGAAGAUUACCAUCGAAGCGGAAGCCGAAAACAUAAAAAGCAUCAUUCAUCACGUCAUCAUAGUAGUCGUCAUCAUAAUAGUAGAUCUAAAGAUGGUGAUGGUAAUAGACGUAGGCAUCAUAGCAGAGAGAGGGAUGAACGGAGAUAACAAAUAAAGUAGGUUGUUUAUAAAAAUAAUAAAUAGGAAAUGUACGUAGUAAGAACAAACAACUUUAAUUUGUUGGAUUGUAUUUAUGUAAAUAGUAUAUUUUUAUUUUAAAUAUACUAUAUACAUGUAUAUAGCUUUAAAAUCUUAAUCUUUUUUUUUAAAAAAAUUGGACAAUUAAUAUAUAAAAAAGGAUUGAACUGAAAUUACAUUGAUGACUACGUGUUCAGCUAGAUGCUGAUUUUUUUUCUUAUUGUUUUGUUUUAUUACAAGUACUUUCAUUUUUCCUAUAAAAAAAAAUCCACAUUCUAUUAUAUAUAUAUGUAUAUCAAGUUAUUUUAAUAAAGGAUUUGUCAUUCCAUAUAA
This is a messenger RNA of Rhizophagus irregularis DAOM 181602=DAOM 197198, 1222 nucleotides long. Lineage: Eukaryota; Fungi; Glomeromycota; Glomeromycetes; Glomerales; Glomeraceae. The record is from RefSeq and is a predicted model, not a curated record.